CUUUGAACUCUCUUGCAAAACUAGAACAUAAAUUGCCUGACAAACUUCAAAGUUUAAGAUCUGCCAUUUGUUUUCCUCUCAGGUGUGAAACCUGAUUUAGAAAAUAAAACUGCCAUGGUCAUUUAUUACGCUACGAUUGAGCUUCCCUUGAUGUGCGCUGGUAUCAUUCUGUGGGUUUUUUGUUGCCAUUUCGCAAAGAAGCGCAGAGAGGCAGCAGGCCGGCCCCCGAGGCCCUCUAACUCUCCAUCCGUGUACGUCAUCCCCAUAUAUGAUGAGGAGCGGGAGGAAAACGAGGAAGUAAUGGACGAAUAUGAAGCAUAUUUUCAACCUCCCUACAGAGAACCUCCCAUGUACUGCUCAGGAAAUGUCCCUCCUCCCCCUCCAUACAGGCUUGAACCACCAUCAUACACGGACCCCCCACCAUCAUACACGGACCCUCCACCUUACUCAGACCAGCCCUGAUCCUCCUCGUCUUCCUCGUCCCACACUUCAAACACACAAUAAGAGUUUGUGAAAUGAUUUCAAAGCAUCUGGUUUGUCACAUGGGGACAUUUAUAAACGUGAAUGACAUGAAAGUAUGAAUUCCAGCCCGGCUUUUUAUAGCUGGACUAACAUUUGCAAUUUAAAUGUUUCUUCUUGAGUUUAUUAUGAAGUUUCUGAAACAAGCUUUAAAUCUUU
Messenger RNA from Cottoperca gobio, 678 nucleotides. RefSeq names its product extensin-like. Bases 115 to 462 code for a protein of 115 amino acids. The transcript has 3 exons. NCBI's taxonomy places the organism in Eukaryota, Metazoa, Chordata, Actinopteri, Perciformes, Bovichtidae. The record is from RefSeq and is a predicted model, not a curated record.